CGGGGUCGCAGCCACCCCUCCCGCCGGCGGCUCUGUCACGCUCCCCUCACCGGGCGGGCCGGGGUCUUUGUGACGCGGCGGCGACGGCUGCGGACACAAAGGGAAGGCAAGCAGGCGAGCGAGGGGCUGGGCCUGCCCCCGCCCCGCGACCCCCGCCCCACGACCCCCUCCCGCCGCGGGCGUGCCCGCUCGUCCCCCGGCCUCGGUCUCCCCGGCGCGGGCUCGAACCCUCGCGCGCACCCGUCCCGACCCUCCGACUCCGUCCCGAGCGCGGCGGGCCCGGGCCUGGGGGGCGCUGCGGGUGGGGCGGGGAUGCUGAGGGGCUGCUCCCGGGCGCAGCGGCGCGGCUGGUAGUUGGCGCCGAGGCAGCGGCGGGGCUCCCGGUGCGCGGCUGGAUGCCCGGGGCCUGCGCUUCCCUGCGCUUCCCGCCGUCCAGGGGCGCCAGUCAUGGGCGCCGCGGCAGCUGAGGCGCCGCUCCGGCUGCCGGCCGCGCCCCCGCUCGCCUUCUGCUGCUACACGUCGGUGCUUCUGCUCUUCGCUUUCUCUCUGCCCGGGAGCCGUGCGUCCAACCAGCCCCCGGGUGGCGGCGGCGGCGGCGGGGACUGUCCCGGCGGCAAAGGCAAGAGCAUCAACUGCUCAGAAUUAAAUGUGAGGGAAUCUGAUAUAAGGGUUUGUGAUGAAUCAUCGUGUAAAUAUGGAGGAGUCUGUAAAGAAGAUGGAGAUGGUUUGAAAUGUGCAUGUCAAUUUCAGUGCCAUACAAAUUAUAUUCCCGUCUGUGGAUCAAAUGGGGACACGUACCAAAAUGAAUGCUUCCUCAGAAGGGCUGCUUGUAAGCACCAGAAAGAGAUAACAGUAGUAGCAAGGGGACCAUGCUACUCUGAUAAUGGUUCUGGAUCUGGAGAGGGAGAUGAGGAAGGGUCAGGGGCAGAAGUUCACAGAAAACACUCCAAGUGUGGACCUUGCAAGUAUAAAGCUGAGUGUGAUGAAGAUGCGGAAAAUGUUGGGUGUGUAUGUAACAUAGAUUGCAGUGGAUACAGUUUUAAUCCUGUGUGUGCUUCUGAUGGGAGUUCCUAUAACAAUCCCUGUUUUGUUCGAGAAGCAUCUUGUAUAAAACAAGAACAAAUUGAUAUAAGGCAUCUUGGUCAUUGCACAGACACAGAUGACACUAGUUUGUUGGGAAAGAAAGAUGAUGGACUACAAUAUCGACCAGAUGUGAAAGAUGCUAGUGAUCAAAGGGAAGAUGUUUAUAUUGGAAACCACAUGCCCUGCCCUGAAAACCUCAAUGGUUACUGCAUCCAUGGAAAAUGUGAAUUCAUUUAUUCUACUCAGAAGGCUUCUUGUAGAUGUGAAUCUGGUUACACUGGACAGCACUGUGAAAAGACAGACUUUAGUAUUCUCUAUGUAGUGCCAAGUAGGCAAAAGCUCACUCAUGUUCUUAUUGCAGCAAUUAUUGGAGCUGUACAGAUUGCCAUUAUAGUAGCAAUUGUCAUGUGCAUAACAAGAAAAUGCCCUAAAAACAAUAGAGGACGACGACAGAAGCAAAACCUAGGUCAUUUUACUUCAGAUACAUCAUCCAGAAUGGUUUAAACUGAUGACUUUUAUAUGUACACUGACCAUGUGAUGUACAUUUGUCUUUUUUUAAAGAAUGGAAAUAUUUAUUUCAGAGGCCUUAUUUUUGGACAUUUUUAGUGUAGUACUGUUGGCUUGUAUUUAGAAUAUUCAGCUACAACAGUUUUGGACUGUUUAGUAGUCUUUGUUUUAUGUUUUUAAAUACAGAAAUUGAUUUCACAAAUUUGUACCACAUGGUAAUUCUAAGACUUGUUCUUUACCCAUGGAAUGUAAUAUUUUUGCAAAGAUGGACCACUUCACAAAUGGUUAUAAAGUCAGACCCACUUCUUCCACAAUGACCACAGCAAAUGACCAAGCAUGAACUGAAGGUAAAGAUGUUUACAGAUUACUUUUCUUACAAAAAAAAAUCUAGAAGACUCUGUGUUUAGACAUUUCAAUGUUUUUGAGAUUUAUUAACCGAUUUUUUAGACACUGCCUAUCGCAUGAAUUGUAAAGCUGUGUGUGUUAGAUGUAAAAUAUUUAUAAGAUGUGUGGACUGGAUUUGAUCCUUUCUCUCUUUGAAAAAAUAAUUCUGAAUUUUUAAAAGUAUAUGGUAGCAAUGAUGGAACGGAUCACUGAAAAGUAGAUUUAGAUGUCGUGAAAAUAGUCUGUUUAACAAACAGAUUGGAAUAAAGCCUACUCUAUCAUUUAAAUUACUUCUAUACACAUUCAUUUUUAAAGAAAUAUUUGUUUUAACAUAAAUAAACCAAUUGUAUCAGUGUUUGUGAAUAAAUGCAAAAAUGAUUGUUAACGAUUGGUGCUCUUCACAUGAGCUUAAAAAUCAUCUAAGACCUCUAUCCAAAUUUGUCCUGUAGUAAUAGCUAUACUAAUAGAUUGUUGGUGUUUAAAGAUCUGAAGUGUGAAUAGAAUGUAUUCAGCUGUUUAACAUGUAGUUUAGGUAUUCAGAAGUAUGCAUGUAGAAUUUAAGAAUACGUUCAAAAUAUUAAUUUUAAUAUUUGGUUUGGAAAAGCAUGUUAUAAUAUAAUGUUUUCACUAUACA
Messenger RNA from Balaenoptera acutorostrata (minke whale), 2608 nucleotides. RefSeq names its product transmembrane protein with EGF like and two follistatin like domains 1 (gene TMEFF1). Bases 448 to 1587 code for a protein of 379 amino acids. Gene Ontology annotation, molecular function: protein binding. The transcript is spliced from 10 exons. Lineage: Eukaryota; Metazoa; Chordata; Mammalia; Artiodactyla; Balaenopteridae. The record is from RefSeq and is a predicted model, not a curated record.